Lingula anatina is the source of this 3638-nucleotide messenger RNA. RefSeq lists its product as uncharacterized. The record is from RefSeq and is a predicted model, not a curated record. Gene Ontology annotation, molecular function: ATP binding; protein serine/threonine kinase activity. Gene Ontology annotation, cellular component: nucleus. NCBI's taxonomy places the organism in Eukaryota, Metazoa, Brachiopoda, Lingulata, Lingulida, Lingulidae. Gene Ontology annotation, biological process: protein phosphorylation; positive regulation of apoptotic process; intracellular signal transduction.
AGUAAAACCAUUGUUCACUUCCUCCUUGUAUUGUGGGUGGGUGGAAGCUGUAAAAUUGUUGCCAUGGAUACUGUCAUGUGACACCCCAGAUUUCUCCGGAAAUUUCCAUAUCGGACCUUGCAGGUGUGUAUGUUGGCGAGGAUGCUAUUUAUAUGCGAUUCCGCGUGGAAGAAUGUUUAUUUAUGUUGAAAAUUUCCGACAGAGGAACUCGUGUAUUUAUCAUCUAUCUAGACUAUCCAGGAUCAGACUAGAUCAGCACAAAGUUGAUAGUUAACCUCUAAGGACUUAGUCUAAAGAUUUUGUUACAUCGCCAGACGGAACAGGCGUUGUCCGUGAAACCACUGCCGGCAUUACGAUCAGAUCAGCAAUUCAGGACUUCUAGGGAGAUUGCACCUUGUUCUUCGCAUAAAUGAAUGCUAAGAGGCAGAAGUCAUCAAAAUGAGUAUACCAGCUAUUAACGUACAACGCACAGAGAGCGGUAAUAUAAUCAAAGUAGAUGAGAGCGAACCUGAUAACGUCGACGCUCUUCCAUUCCGUGUCCGGGAUGUAAUAAUAAAACACCAUGACGUCACAGAGGAAUACAAGCUACUUGAAUAUCUUGGACGAGGGCGAUUUGGCGAAGUGAACAGAUGCGAGAAUAAAGCAACUGGCGAGAUCUUCGCGUGCAAGAAGAUCAACACAGAGCGUCCGUCCGAUAAGAAAGAGGUGAUGCUCGAGAUCGAGGUAAUGAAGCAGCUGCAGCACCCCAUGUUACUACAGCUAGUGGACGCUUUCGAGAUAGAAAAGCACAUGCUCCUCGUCACAGAAUAUAUUGCAGGAGGUGAACUCUUCGAUCGUGUCAUUGAGGACGAGUUUGUUUUGACAGAAAAAGCGUGUGUGAUGUUUCUGAGACAGAUUUGUGAAGGAGUCGGCUUUAUGCACUCUAAGAAUGUCGUUCAUCUUGACUUAAAGCCAGAAAAUAUCCUUUGCCUCACGAGAACAGGAAACAGAAUAAAGAUCAUCGACUUUGGCUUAGCGCGCCAUUAUAAGCCAGGCCAGCAACUGCAUGUAUUAUUUGGCACUCCCGAGUUCAUGGCACCGGAAGUUGUGAAUUAUGAACCAAUCAGCGUUCAAGCUGACAUGUGGAGUGUGGGCGUGAUUACAUAUAUUCUUAUCUCUGGUUUAUCGCCUUUUAUGGGCAACAUAGAUUCCGAGACGUUAGCCAACGUCAGUAGAGGGACGUACUCAUUUGACUAUGAGGACUUUGCUGAAACUUCCAACGAAUGCAAAGAUUUCAUAGCGAAGCUUCUGAUCAAAGAUCCCAAAAAACGUUUGACAGCGGCACAGUGCUUAGACCACACAUGGCUCAAGAAAUCGAGAAAGAAGAUGUUAUCUAUGAAGAGAAUGAAAACGACCAGACUGAAGCUGUUUGUGUACAGAAGAAAGUGGCAGAAACUGGUGAACACUAUCGUUGCCCUUAAAAGAAUGGGAUUUAUUAUGAAUAAGAACAAUGGCAACAUAAAGCCUGUCCUCGGUCUUCACGAUGAUAAACCACCUGCAUCAAAGGCUAGCUCCGAGGUUAAGCCCGAGACACCUGGCAGAGGAUCCUCACCUUCAACGCCAAUUAGUACGACGGUUAAUGACGUAAAGAAAGAGCCAUCGCGCCGAAGAUCAAAUCUUGAUCACAGUACUGAUAAAACUGCUGAAACGCCCAAAAAGUCAAGUAAUUCUAGAAUAUCUGAAGUGAAAAACACGGACACACACGAAAGGGCCUCUCGGGUAUCUCCGGGUAGCGCCGAGAAAAAAUCUGAAGCAAAACUUGAGGAGAAAACAACACGUGCGAGCGAAAGGCAACGCUCUUCUCCUGGUAGAAACGAGAAACAAUCUGAAAUUAAAUCUGAGGACCUUGGAACAAAAAGAUCGCAAAGAUCUUCACCGCUCAGAUCUGAAAUUAAAUCUAAUGAAAAAGUAGAUAAAUCAUCAGAUCGCCUGCAAAAAACAAGAGGAGUUUCUCCAGAAAUAUCUAAACCUACAAAGCCAGAGACGAAAGUAGAUGACAUCCCUGUGCGCACUAGUAGAGUUAAUCGCUUGUCUCCGAUAAAAACGGAAAAAAAGUCCGACGAGUUGCCAAAGCGACCAAUCCCUGAGGAACCUUUGAGCAAACCGAGAAAUCGUGUAGAUGAGGAUUCACCGGAUAUAGGAAUCAGGCCGCGGCGCCAGUCACCGGCCCCGGUAGUUACUACACCUAAUUCCGCGUCUAGGUUGUCGCCAUUGCGCUCCUCCCCCGCUCGGCAGUCCGAAGAACCACUUCGCUCAAUAGGCAGAGAUAGACGAUCGCCUCCAGCUCGCCAGUAUGAGGAACCACUACACGCAAUCGGCAGAGAUAGAAAAUCGCCUCCAGCUCGUAAUUAUGAAGAGCCACUACGUGGAGAUAAACGAUCAUCGCCAGUUCGACAUCAGCAGGAACAUCUUGAUUCUCCAAAGCGCGUGUCACCGGUGCGUCGCCUUGACGACGACAGUCACUUAGGAAUAGGGCCAAGGUCAGGCAGGAACGGGCACCAGUUGUACCAUGAGCCAGAGAUGAAGCAGGAUGCCCCGCCCACUACAGGACGAAUCAACAUGAAUUUACUGGUCCCCGAAACAAAUAAAAGCUACGGUGGCCAAGAAGGGCCGUGCAGCCUUCCCCGUGUCUUUGUCGAGAGACUUGCACCCCCAGACAAUGCUGCGGCACAGGCCCCCAAGGAAGGCAAGAAAAAACAGCGAAUGUACAAACCGAAAUCUAAGAAUUAAAUGCCUAGUGACUUGUAGAAUUUUACGAAAAAUUAACACGUCUGUAUUGAGAUUUAUCAACGUAAGUACACGUAAUGCGGUUUUCAUCAAUCGGAGAAAACGCCAUCUGUGACAGGCAGUAUUAAAUGACAGUUUUUGGGACACAGUAUUUGGUAAAUUUCUAAUUGAGGAAAAAUUAUUUUCAUACUUUCAAAGUGGAAAAUAGCGUAGUUAAAAAAGUAAAUUUUUGUUCUGAGAAGGGCAAAAAUUAAGCUGCAAAUGUGCAAAUGUGUGUCAGUGUGUAGGGCUUCUGGACCAUAAUUACGUCACAGCUGUAAUUUUUAGCAUAACAUUUAAAUAGUGGAAAAAGAAAAGAUUAUGAAGUAAUUUACACGAGAAAGUGUAGUUCCAUGUUCCAUGUAUGGAUUUUAAAAUCCGGUCACUGACUCAAUCGGUUUGUUUAACCCUUAGUUCGUUAUAUUAGCUCUCUUAUUAAUGCCAUAAAAUCUUGAGAUGUUUUUAUCAGGUUACUCUUUAUUUAGCAAAUGUAGAUACAAUUUUUUGUUUUAUAGACCAACCCUUAUAUGUUUACCUGUGCAGAUAUGCAAGUUGUCAACAAUACUAAAACCCCAUUUUGUACGAGACGUGAGUUAUAUUGUUUGCCCCCAAGUUUUUAUGGAAAAAUAAAAUAAUACCCAAAACCUAGUUUAUUGUUACGAAAUUUACAUCAAAAUUGAAUCUAUCUCUCUAACAUUUAUUUCUAUUAUAUUAUGUUCACGAUUAUUUCAACAAGCGACGAUAUAAAAUUUGGCAUGCGCUUAAUAUGAUAAUAACAAUAGCUUGAUAUGUCCUCUUUUAAAUAAAUAUCGUAUAGUCAGUGACAAAUUUUC